AUGGUGGCGGCAAACCUCAGAAGGCGUUCUAACGAGCCCGCGCAGUUGUCAACCCCGAAACGCCGCCGAUCGAACAAGGACCCGCUUUCGCCCGGGGUACGCCUGUCCACGGCAGAGCGCGUGCGCCUACUCAGCGAUCGUGACACCGAGACCACCAGCGUCAUCCUUGUGGUCAUCACGCCGGCGCCCGUGGUAAGGCCGCCUACCACAACGUCGAGGAAACCUACCACGGAGGAAUCUACAAUGGUGCCAACUUUCUCAAUGCUGGACUCCGAGGAAUGCCCCGGAGUGGUCUCCCUCAUGCCCAGCAAGUUGUACCAGCGCGUGUACGAGCUGCGGUCAGAGGGCCAGACAUGCGACGUAGCAGUCAUCUAUCUAGAAGUCCGCAACAAGGUUGUUCGAGACCUGCUUUCCCUCGACCCGGCCAAGGGCAUUGCCAUAUUGUAUCUCACCAUACACAAGGUGAAGGAGGCCGGCACACUCCUCGAGCCGCUCUUGAACGGAAAGAACCGGACGCAGCAUGCCACUGACGCUAAUGCUGAGUCUUCAUGGUCGCAUGCCAUCUUCCAGAGCUACGCCACAGUGACGGAUAAUGCGGCAAGCACGAGCAAGGAAACUCGCAUCUCGAUGUGCUCUGUUGACAUUGCCGGCUCGGAGGGCGCAGCUGCGGCCAGUAGGGACAUAAAUGAUCAGAUGCGCGAGGGUACCAAGCUCAACCUAGCUGUCGCUCGUGGCCCUCGGCAACUGCAUAGACGCCUGCUCGGGAAAGGGACCCAGCAGGUGCCGUACCAGGAUUCCCAGCUCACCCACAUCCUGAAGGACUCGCUGGGUGGCUCGGGCAACGUCCUUGUGAUUGGGACAGCGACGGCGGUGAAUCUCAAGCACGUGGAAACGUAG
Messenger RNA from Dermacentor silvarum, 897 nucleotides. RefSeq names its product kinesin-like protein KIF18B. Bases 1 to 897 code for a protein of 298 amino acids. NCBI's taxonomy places the organism in Eukaryota, Metazoa, Arthropoda, Arachnida, Ixodida, Ixodidae. Gene Ontology annotation, molecular function: ATP hydrolysis activity; microtubule binding; plus-end-directed microtubule motor activity. The transcript has a single exon. The record is from RefSeq and is a predicted model, not a curated record. Gene Ontology annotation, cellular component: nucleus; mitotic spindle astral microtubule; kinesin complex. Gene Ontology annotation, biological process: microtubule depolymerization; microtubule-based movement; mitotic sister chromatid segregation.